This is a messenger RNA of Anopheles moucheti, 2197 nucleotides long. RefSeq names its product cyclin-H (gene CycH). The record is from RefSeq and is a predicted model, not a curated record. Gene Ontology annotation, molecular function: cyclin-dependent protein serine/threonine kinase regulator activity. Lineage: Eukaryota; Metazoa; Arthropoda; Insecta; Diptera; Culicidae. Gene Ontology annotation, biological process: regulation of transcription by RNA polymerase II; DNA-templated transcription; regulation of cyclin-dependent protein serine/threonine kinase activity. The transcript has 5 exons. The coding region runs from base 71 to 1072 and encodes 333 amino acids. Gene Ontology annotation, cellular component: transcription factor TFIIK complex; nucleus.
AACCGUGUUUUGGUCUUGGAGCGGCAAAACUCCUUCGAAACAAAACUAAUCGUGCAUUAACUGGUGGAAAAUGUAUUCCCUAAGCUCACAGAAACAAUAUUGGACUUUCAAAACGGAACAGGAGCUAGCCGAACUGCGUGUAAAACAAAAUGUUCGAUUCAUUACCAAGCAUGGUGCCAGCAUGCCGGAGGAACAAAAACAGGCACACUUUCUUUCCGCAGACGAGGAGCGAUUGUUGCUGAAGCAGUAUGAACUUCAGUUGAAGGAGUUUUGCAAACGUUUCGAGCCUCCGAUGCCGAAAUAUGUCGUGGGAACCGCUUUUCAUUACUUUAAACGCUUUUAUCUGAACAACUCGUCUAUGGACUACCAUCCAAAGGAAAUCUUGGCAACAUGCGUUUACUUGGCUUGUAAGGUGGAAGAAUUCAACGUGUCAAUUGCACAGUUUGUGGCUAACAUUAAGGGUGACCGGGUCAAGGCUAUGGAUAUAAUUCUAUCCAACGAGUUAUUGCUAAUGCAGGAGUUAAACUACUACCUCACGAUCCACAACCCGAUGAGGCCAAUAGAGGGAUUUCUCAUCGACAUAAAGACACGAUGCAAUAUGAGCAAUCCCGACCGUUUACGGCCUGGUAUUGAAGAUUUCAUUGAUAAAACGUUCCUUACCGAUGCACCACUGAUGUACGCACCGUCACAGAUCGCACUUGCCGCCGUUCUGCAUGCCGCUAGUAAAGAGCAGGAAAAUUUAGAUAGUUACGUUACGGAAUCACUGUUUGGGUCCGCCAAAGAUAAACUGCCCGUACUCAUCGAAGCCGUUCGAAGAGUUCGAUCUAUGGUGCGUACCAUCGAACUGCCGCCGAAGGAUCGUGUACGAUUUCUGGAGAAAAAGCUCGAAAAAUGUCGCAAUCAGGAGAAUAAUCCCGACAGCCAGAUCUACAAACAGCGCAUGAAAAAAAUGUACGAAGACGAAGAUGAUUUAGAUGUGAUGGGCUCCUCGUAUCAUAUGAACGUUUCGGAUGCCAAUCUGGAUGUAUCGCAGCUGAACACGACGAAUCCAGCAAACAUGACUAUUGAUUGAACGCAUCGGGUUUCGGGGGAAAAUCUUAAGCAAAAUUCAGAUGUAUAAUUAAGCUGUAUUUAAUUACUGAUUUUGAAUGUGUCUGAUUUUUUCAUCUUUUAAACAUGUUCUAUGUAAAUUUCAUUACUUUAUUCAUCUUUUCACCAGACCUGAUGCACGAUCGAAGGAAUCCUUAGUGGAAUUUUUGUACAGGAAAUUCGUCUGGUUUUGAAAUUACAUAGUUUUCGGAUAAAAUUUGAAAGGUUACAGUAAAACACACAUUUAUCCAUAUUAAAAUAACAAUCCAAUCUUUAUUAUAUUCAUUUGUGUAACGGUACGUUGUGGCGGUAAAGCUGGAGGAUGUCUCGUUGUUUUCGUCCAGCUCGAGACAUCACAUCAUCUGUCUGCGUCGGCUUAGAGGUGGCCAAAUAAGAUCUGCUAGAAGUAGAAUUAAUGCCAUUUACGAAAUGAUAAGAAUGAAGGAAACGUAAAAAAAUCCACCAACAAAUUGGCUUUCACGUUCAGCAUUGAGGCAAGAGGUUUAGAAUAAUAAUCCAUGAUCAUCCAUGGGGUGUUUUCCUGAAGAUUAUUGAGCUGAUAAAAUCGAGAAGUGUAAGGUAACUAGAAAAAAAGCUCAUUUAUCCUCAAGGAAAGAAUUGCUCUUUCUAGCGCAUUAAUCAUGGCGUACAUAUGGUAAAAGUAGAAGGAUAAAACGGUAAAGCGUAUAAGAAUGUGGAAGAAAAAGUAUCGCGCAUUUGAGCUUAGAUAUAGAAAUAGUCGAAACAGGUGCAAAGCUCAUUAGAUUAUGACUAGUGGAAAGUGGGUUUGAAAGAAAGAAUAAUCUCUUUUCUAUCUUGUCGCUUUCAAUUAGCUUAGCACUAAAAAACAUACAAGUUUACACUGACGCCAAGACUCCGUCAUUUACGAAAGUUUAUCUUUUUCCUCUAUUUGCUGAAAUAUUGAUGCUUUCAGUCGUUUGAAAUUAUUGUUGGUUCCGCGAGUCAUUAAAACACAUAAAAGUGAUAAGUGCUGUGUUAUUGUGUGCAGUGGAAAAAAUAGACCACCAAUUUGUUGCGAAUGAUGAAGUGUUCUUGUUUGCGUUAAUAUAUUCUCGAUUCAUUAUAGAGACACAGUAUUGCUGACAAA